Teleopsis dalmanni is the source of this 805-nucleotide messenger RNA. RefSeq lists its product as uncharacterized. The record is from RefSeq and is a predicted model, not a curated record. The transcript has a single exon. NCBI's taxonomy places the organism in Eukaryota, Metazoa, Arthropoda, Insecta, Diptera, Diopsidae. Bases 6 to 788 code for a protein of 260 amino acids.
AAAAUAUGGGACAAGAGAUAUCACAACAAAAUAAAUGCAACACGGGAAGACGGCAGCAACAGCAACAACAAACACAAAUACACAACAAUUUAAGGCAUCAAAAUUUUCCUUCUAACGAUAAAUACACUAAAUAUAAGGACCCCAUCUAUACUUCAUCAAGCAUUUCGACAGCUUCAUCCACUGACGACGAACACUUUAAACAACGUCAAAAGUACAAUUUACCCAAUCAAACCUAUGAGAAAUCUAAAGUAGCCAAAAAAUUAAGUUACAACAGCACAACUACAGCUUCCACAACAUCCGAUUAUCAGAUCACAUCCGUCAGCAGUCGCAGUUCAACAGACAUCAGCACACACUACGAAAAGAUUGUACAUAGUAAACGUCCAUCAAACGAUUUUCAAAACACAAAGCUGCAUCGCAAAAGCUCAAUUAGUACGGAUAGCGGAAUUUAUUACUCCUCAUCCUGUCAUUGUUCUUCUGUCUCAUCAGGUGCAUCUAGCUCUUCAGCCAGUUCUACAAGCGGUUGUUCAAUAUCUUUAGUAUCGAGUAAAUCGAAUAAAUCUUUGGAUAAACAAAAAAAUUAUCUCAAUCAUCAUUUGUAUAUUAAAUCUUAUUUAGACAUAUUGGAGGAAGACGAAAAAGCACGGGCACACUAUAAGCCAGGCAAACCGGGUGGAAUACGGAACUAUACGCCUAAAAUAUUAUCAGACGCCACACUAUCUGUGAGUGCACCAGCCGUGGGUUUCGCUGCCAAACAACGUGCAAAAGUCAAGGAGGAACCGUGGAUUUGACAAUUACUGAAACAUGG